Molecule: messenger RNA, 2437 nt
Organism: Talpa occidentalis (Iberian mole)
Lineage: Eukaryota; Metazoa; Chordata; Mammalia; Eulipotyphla; Talpidae
Gene: BAG3
Product: BAG cochaperone 3
Exons: 4
Coding region: 1-1719 (572 amino acids)
Biological process (GO): protein stabilization; muscle cell cellular homeostasis; negative regulation of striated muscle cell apoptotic process
Cellular component (GO): nucleus; membrane; cytosol
Molecular function (GO): protein-folding chaperone binding; adenyl-nucleotide exchange factor activity
Source: RefSeq, a predicted model, not a curated record
AUGAGCGCAGCCACCCACUCCCCGGUGGUGCCGAUGGCGUCCGGCAGCGGCGACCGCGACCCGCUGCCCCCCGGCUGGGAGAUCAAGAUCGACCCGCAGACCGGCUGGCCCUUCUUCGUGGACCACAACAGCCGCACCACCACGUGGAACGACCCGCGCGUGCCCCCCGAGGGCCCCAAGGAAACGCCAUCCUCUACAAAUGGCCCUUCUCGGGAAGGCCCCAGGCUGCUGUCCACUAGAGAAGGCCAGGCGGUGUACCCCCAGCUCCGACCAGGCUACAUCCCCAUUCCUGUGCUCCACGAGGGCGCCGAGGGCCGACAUCCUUUCCACGCCUCUCCCCUGGCUGGGACGCAGCGAUUCCGAACCGAGGCGGCCACCGCGGCUCCUCAGAGGUCCCAGUCCCCUCUGCGGGGUGUGGCGGAAGCCACCCAGCCAGAUAAACAGUGUGGUCAGGCCACGGCAGCAGCUGCAGCUGCAGCAGCCCAGCCCCCAGCCUCCCACGGACCUGAGCGAUCCCAGUCUCCAGCCGCCUCCGACUGCUCAUCCUCGUCCUCCUCGGCCAGCCUGCCCUCCUCCGGCAGGAGCAGCCUGGGCAGUCACCAGCUCCCCCGGGGCUACAUCCCCAUCCCUGUGAUCCACGAGCAGAACGUCACCCGGCCGGCUGCCCAGCCCUCCUUUCACCAAGCCCAGAAGACCCACUACCCGGCCCAGCAGGGUGACUACCAGACCCACCAGCCCGUGUACCACAAGAUCCAGGGGGACGACUGGGACCCCCGGCCCCUGCGGGCCGCGUCGCCGUUCCGCCCGCCCGCCCGGGGCACAUCCAGCCGAGAGGGCUCUCCGGCCAGAAGCACCACGCCCGUGCCCCCGCCGUCGCCCCUCCGCGUGCACACCGUGGUGGACAGGCCUCAGCAGCCCAUGACCCAUCGAGGAUCUUCGCCUAUUCCCCAACCUGAAAACAAACCAGAAAGCAAGCCAGGCCCAGCUGGACCUGAACUCCUUCCUGGACACAUCCCGAUUCAGGUGAUCCGCAAGGAGGUGGAUUCUCAGCCUGUUUCCCAGAAGCCCCCACCUCCCGCUGAGAAAGUAGAAGUGAAGGUUCCCUCUGCCCCAGCUCCUUGUCCUCCCAGCCCCGCUGCUCCUGCUGCCUCUUCUUCUCCCAAGAACGUGGCUGCAGAAGAGAAAGCAGCCCCCAGCCCUGCCCCUGCUGAAGCCACACCCCCCAAACCAGGAGAAGCUGAGGCACCCCCAAAACACCCAGGUGUGCUGAAAGUAGAAGCCAUCCUGGAGAAGGUGCAGGGGCUGGAGCAGGCCGUAGACAACUUUGAAGGCAAGAAGACAGACAAAAAGUAUCUGAUGAUAGAAGAGUAUUUGACCAAAGAGCUGCUGGCCUUGGAUUCCGUAGACCCUGAAGGACGAGCUGACGUCCGUCAGGCCCGGAGAGAUGGCGUCAGGAAGGUUCAGACCAUCUUGGAAAAACUGGAACAGAAAGCAAUAGAUGUCCCAGGUCAAGUGCAGGUUUACGAACUCCAGCCCAGCAACCUUGAGACCGAUCAGCCGUUGCAGGAAAUCAUAGAGAUGGCAGCAGACAAGAAUAAGAAAAGUGCUGGAAAUAGAGAAGACCCCAAAACUGAACCCCAGCCGCCAGAAACCAAAGAAGGGGCAACGCCAAACCCCAGCAGCACGACAGACUCAGCUGGAAACCCACCAGCACCCUAGUCUCACCGCGUUCGGCUCCGACCUAGAGACUGGGAACUGACUGUGUGCUGUAGGGAAUUUUAAGUUGCAUGCAUUUCAGAGACUUUAAAUCAGUUGGUUUUUAUUAUUCAUAGCUGCUUGAUCCGUAGUAACCUGGGUGGAGGUAAAACACACUAAUAAAAGGGCUAAGAGGAAAAUGACGCUUUUCUUCUGUAUUCUUACCCUGUACCAUAAAGAAGUUGCUUGUUUCAAAAGUUUAACCCCAUUGCUAUUGUUUGGGGGCCCUCUCUGUGCCGGGCUACCACGUAUAGGCCAUGGUUGUGAGCUCUGGACUGAAGGAGUUUGGGGGGACAGGUGGGGAGUCUUAUUUCCCAUCACAAAAGUAAAAAACCCGUUUUACAGAAAUGUUGCCAUUUAAAUGGGAUGAUUUUCUUCAUCUCAUAGCUGAAAUACCUGAUUGUAGCUAGGAUAAAAUGUGCAAGGAGCAUAGGGAUAUCUGUAUGUGGAGUGACUUUAACUGCUACAUUUUAAAAAAAGAAAAUAAAAUAAUGUAAUGCCAAAUGUUGUGGUUUCUAAAACUUUGAAAAGAACAAUAGCACCUAGCGUGUCUCUUCCUGGCUCAGGUGAAUGGAAUGGCAGGGGUGUUUACAAGCCUGGCCUGGACUUGGUAACCUUUUUCCCUGCCCAGCUCCUGAGAGACCAACUCACGGUCACUUGCCAGUCUCAGAUUGCAACUAGA